GCUAGCCGUCAAACUACAAAACUUUUAAGUGAUGAAGUGAUAAUGUUGACAAGUGUUAGUUGGAGAGAUUUUAGAUAAGCAAACGUUCUCCGAUGUCUAAGAUCCAACUGGAAGUAACAACAUGAGUAAACCGUACCAUUGGCAGAGUCACAAUGUCAAGACCAGCGGGGUCGAUGACAUGGUGCUCCUCCAGAAAAUCUCGGAGGCAGCCAUCCUCGACAAUCUCAAGAAGCGCUUCAUGGAUGACUGCAUCUAUACCUACAUUGGGCCAGUGUUGGUAUCUAUUAACCCCUUCAAACAGCUCUCGAUCUUCACUGACCACGAGGUGGAGCAAUACCAAGGAGCAGCCCAGUAUGAGAACCCGCCCCAUGUGUAUGCGCUGGCUGACAAUAUGUACAGGAACAUGUUAAUAGACAUGGAAAACCAGUGUGUCAUCAUCAGUGGAGAGAGUGGUGCUGGAAAAACAGUAGCGGCCAAGUAUAUAAUGGGUUUCAUCGCAAAAGUGUCAGGUGGAGGGGAAAAAGUACAGAGAGUGAAAGAUGUUAUCUUAGAAUCCAAUCCAUUGUUAGAGGCUUUUGGGAAUGCCAAGACUGUCCGCAACAACAACUCCAGUCGAUUUGGGAAAUAUGUAGAAAUCCAGUUCAGCAGAGGAGGAGAGCCAGACGGUGGUAAAAUAUCAAACUUCCUCCUGGAGAAGACACGUGUGGUCAGCCAGAACAGCAACGAGAGGAACUUCCAUGUGUUCUACCAGAUUUGUGCCGGGGCAGAUGCAGCUCAGAAGGAGAGUCUUGGUCUCACCACACCCGAUUAUUAUAUGUACCUCAACCAGAGUGGUACCUACACCGUAGACGGUACCGACGAUGUGGCCGAGUACAGGGACACCAUGCAUGCCAUGGCGACAGUAGGCGUUUCAGAUGAGAACAUAGAGGACGUGCUGAUGGUAGUGGCGGGUAUACUUCACCUAGGGAACAUCGCCUUUCAAGAGGAUGGAAACUACGCCAAAGUAGCGAACGAAGAUUUUCUUGACUACCCGUCAUACCUGCUUGGAGUGGACAAGGAGUACCUCAGGACGAAACUGACCAGUCGAGACAUGGACAGUAAGUGGGGCGGCAAGACCGAGCUCAUCCAUGUGACUUUGAACGUCGAGCAGGCGGAGUUUUCGCGCGAUGCCCUGGCUAAGGCGCUGUACAGUCGUAUGUUUGACUACCUUGUAGAGGCAGUGAACCGUGCCAUGAGGAAAGACAAAGAGGAGAUCAACAUUGGAAUCCUCGACAUUUAUGGGUUCGAAAUUUUUGAGAAAAACGGAUUUGAGCAGUUUUGUAUUAACUAUGUCAACGAAAAACUACAGCAGAUUUUUAUAGAGCUUACACUGAAGGCUGAACAGGAGGAGUAUGUACAAGAAGGUAUCAAGUGGACACCUAUCGAAUACUUCAACAACAAGGUGGUGUGUGAUGUCAUAGAGAGUAAGCAGCCACCCGGCAUCAUGUGCAUCCUUGACGACGUGUGUGCCACCAUGCAUGCCGUGUCGGAGGGAGCGGACAGUAAUCUGUUACAGAAAUUGGGAGCUGGUAUUGGGUCACAUGACCACUACCAGGGUAGUGGUAUGGGCUUCAUCAUCCAUCACUACGCUGGCAAGGUAACAUAUGAUGUGGAUGGAUUCUGUGAACGGAACAGAGAUGUUUUAUUCAAAGAUCUCGUACAGCUGCUGCAGUCAAGUAACAAUGAUUACAUCAGAGGUCUCUUUCCGGAGGAUGUCAGUAAACAAACCAAAGGUCGUUCCAGUACAGCUAGCACAAAGAUAAAGUCUCAAGCCAAUAAGCUGGUGGAAACCCUGAUGAAAUGUACGCCUCAUUAUAUUCGAUGCAUCAAACCAAAUGAAACUAAAAGGCCCAGGGACUUUGAAGAUAGCAGAGUGAAACAUCAAGUAGAAUAUCUGGGACUGAAGGAGAAUAUACGAGUACGAAGAGCUGGUUUUGCAUACAGAAGGGAGUUUUCAAAGUUUUUACGAAGGUACGCCAUCUUGACGUCAGAAACGUGGCCAACCUGGCGAGGGGAUCCCAGACAAGGAAUCAAGCAUCUCAUGGACACAGUCAACAUGGACAAGGACCAAUGGCAGCUCGGCAAAACCAAAGUCUUCGUCAAAAACCCAGAAUCUCUAUUUUUACUGGAAGAAAUGAGAGAGAGGAAGUUUGAUCACUAUGCCCGGAAGAUACAGAAGGCAUUUCGUCGCUAUCAUGCCCGCAAAACCUACUUCAAACUGCGAGAGGAAGCUUCAGACAUCCUCUUCCAGAAGAAGGAGAGGCGGCGCUUCAGUUUGAACAGAAACUUUGUAGGAGACUACCUUGGCCUGGACGAUCACCCUGGCGUCAGGGCGCUUCUAGGGAAACGGGAGCGAGUGGAAUUUGCAGAUACUGUGCUUAAGUUUGACAGACGCUUUAAGAUUGCAAAGAGAGACUUAGUUCUCACAGCUAAGAAUGUCUACCUAAUUGGAAGGGAAGUGAUUAAAAAGGGGCCAGACAAGGGAACGAUGAUAGAAGUAAUAAAACGUAGUAUACCAGUAGAGAGUAUAACUCAAGUCUGUAUGAGUACCCUACAAGAUGACUUAUUUGUCAUACAUAUACAGAAUGAGUAUGCCAGUUUGCUUGAAUCAGUGUUCAAGACUGAAUUCCUAUCCACACUGUCAAAGCGCUACAAAGACAAAACUGGCAAUGAGCUGAGGACACAGUUCAGUGACACGUUAGAGUUUCCAAUAAAGAAGGAAGGCUGGGGAGGAGGCGGUACACGGUCGAUCAGGUUUAGCAAAUUAGGACAACCUCAGGAUGUAGCUGUGAUGAAGCCCUCAAGCAAAGUCCUUAAUGUCAGUAUAGGGCAAGGCCUUCCUAAGGAUUCACGGCCAGGAAAAAAGAAGAUGCAUGUUGGUAACGGAACUCUGAGGAGGAAAAACCCGCCCAGCAAAUCUGCUCCUACAGGACCGCCUCCUUCACGGGGGGCCCCACCUCCACCCACAUCAAACCCUCCUAGUCUGAGUAACCGUCGAUCUCGCCGCAUCAGUGAAAAGACACCAUCACUGCCGCGAGACGGGGGCCAGAAAAAAGCCAAGAAGAUCAACGAGGCUGUGAUGAACAACAAUAAUAACUUCAUGCAAACUCCAGAUGCAGGUUACUCAGGUCUACAGCGUAUUGACCAAGAACGAAUGAGCGAUGUACAGAGGAACAAAAGUAGUAUGAAGAAACCUAGUCCUGCUGGAGGGCGUCCCAAACCCCCAGCUGCCCCCAAACCCAAGCCUGCCUUCCCCCAGUGUCGCUGUCUCUAUGCCUACGAUGCCCAGGAUGUUGAUGAGCUGAGCUUCAAUGAAGGAGACAUUAUUGACCUAGUGAAAGAAGAGGCUACUGGCUGGUGGACAGGAAAGCUGCGAGGAAAACAAGGUCUGUUUCCGGCAAACUACAUAGAAAAGCUGUGAUAGGCAGAGCUGUGAUCUCCAGGACAUUCCGACAGAAACUAGGCAACAUUUGUUACAAAUUGCUUUAGCCCGUCACAGGGUUGGUUUGUGUGAUAGGGUAUGGGCACUGUGGGUCUGGUGUUUUACUGUACUGAAGAUGUAGUCUUACAGACCCAUGAUAGGGUAUAGCUGAGACUGACCAAGUGGUCGUAUAGACAGACUGUAGUAUAUGUGAUACUAUGGGUGUCGUGUGUCCGACCUGUUAUUGGGUAUGCAGGACUCUAUAGCCGGAGUGGAUGUCACUGUGCAGGAUUCUAAUUUGUCCCUGGAUCUUGAAGGGCCAUACUUCUGUUGCCUGAGGCUUACUGACCAGUAUAACUGUUGGAUAGUAGCCCAGAGAUGACUUUCUGAUAAGUAAUGUGAAAGUUCAUGCGUGGCCUUAUGAAUGAUAAACAUCUGCUUGUCUAGUCGUUAGACACUGUAUCAGUUUUUAUAUACAGUAAAACCUCUUUAUACUGCCAGUAUUUGUUCAGCAAAGUUUUGGCGUUAUAAAGGGGUUGGGCAAUAUGUCGAGGGAAACAUAAACAUAACUUUAGACCAUGAAAUAUGUUGGCAGUGUAAGGAAAAUUGCAACAGAGGAAGGGCAUUGUAUGGAGGUUUUAUUGUACUUUUACAAUUGUUAAGUUUUCCUCUGUUGAGGAUUGUAUGGAAUUGCAUGUAGUCUGCAAUACUUAGCCAACAGAUUGUUGAUAAAUUGUAUGCAACCAUUAGCUGUUAGACCUACAUCGAAAUUUCUAAAUGAGAGUACACAUGAUGUAACCGAGUUUAGAGUAGAAAGUAUGAAGAACCUUAGCUUAGGCUAUGAAGGUCAUUGCUUAGACUAUAAAGGUCAUUGCUUAGACUAUGAAGGUCAUUGCUUAGACUAUGAAGGACAUCACUUAGACUAUAAAAGAUGUUGCUUAGGCUCUGAAGGUCAUUGCUUAGACUAUGAAGGACAUUGCUUAGGCUAUGAAGGACAUCACUUAGACAAUAAAAGAUAUUGCUUAGGCUCUGAAGGUCAUUGCUUAGGCUCUGAAGGUCAUCGCUUAGGCUAUGCAUUGGAUGAACUGUGCCCUAGGACUAAGAAUCUGAACCACUACGUAAACACAUAUAGGACGUGUAAUCUCCCUGUUUAAGACACAAGAGUGUAUAUGUGCAUGUAUUUGUUACGUUAAUGCUUGUUCCAGUUACAAAGUCUUCACUUGACGACCGGUUAUUUAACAAUGUGAACUUGUUCAUUAGCCUUAUCUGCUCAACCUAUAGAAGACCUUAUAAAAUGGCUUGAUAUUUUAACUUUGGAGGUGUGGCCUUUGUCAUGGCAAUAAGGCCAUAGAUGUCAUCACUUGACACUGCAUUAUAUAUUGUAUCAUUAACUCAUUCACCCCUGAAAUUUCAUAAUGAACUAUUCCAACCUUUGAACUGGAAGAGUUCAAAUGUAUCUUCAAGGGUGAAUGAGUUAAAAGCUUAAGGGUAGUGGUAGAAACUAGGGUAAAACUAUUUAAAAUCAAAUGCGGUUUCCUAAUUAUAUAACGGUACUGCUUCAUAAAUGUUAUAGAAUUAUUGAGUUUGAUGUUGUCACUGGUGUCAAGCCCUUUUAAGAUCAUGAUUGAAUUAGUGUUCAUGAAAACUUGGAAAAUAGGAUUGAAAUAAAACAAAAGCUCCUAACAAAAUAACCAUGAUUUAUAGAAAUUUGUUACAUGAGAAGAAUAUAUUACAAAUUUCUGAGGGGAAUAUUGACAAGUUAUCAUCUAUGCAAUGAAUAUAAGAUGAAGUCCAGAAAAAAAGUCAAAUAUUUUUCUUUAAAAUAUUUUUUAUAUUUCAUAAACAAAAGUAUGGUAUUACAUAGAUUUUGUCAUUAGAGGAGAAUAUAUAUUAUUAAAAUUUACUAUGUACAGAAAUUUUAUUAAGAAUAUUAAUAAUCAGUUUUUACGAUGUCUGUUUUAAGUCCAAAAUGACACUACCAAAUUGGAAAGUUACACCCAAGUUAUGACCGUCCUAUAUAUGUAUUUAUCGUUAUAUAUACCACCCAUAAAACACAAAAUGUGCCUUGAUUUUGAAUGAACAGCCACCUCAGAUGAUAUAGAAAUGUGUGUCGUAUAUUGUUCAUUUUACACUACAGCACAUUGUACUAGAUAGUGGAGUAAGCUUCACAUAGGAUCCAGUUUACUAUAUCAUAGUGCAGUAUACAUGAAGAAAUAUAUUAGCAGUUUUUAGCUCUGAUUAGGAGUGUUAAAUUAUGUACAGUGCAAAUACAUAAUUUUCAUUUCAGAAUAUAAUAGAAGUAAAUUUCAUUAUGUAAUGCUAGUUCAGGUUUGUGUUAUAUUUUCUGUGACAGAUAAAGCAAAAAUGUUACUACACUAAAAGAUACACAAGUACAGUUCUUUGUAUUAGCAUAUAUACUCAUUUCCACGCAUCAGUGAUAAUUUUUCAAGGAUUUUGCUACAGCUAUAUUGCAGUGAUUUAUAUGUUUACACUUUUAUUUUUAAUGCGAAAUUUCUGAAAUAUUUUCACAGCUAUAAUAACAUGUUUACAGUAUUGUCAGUUGCAGCAUAUCAAUAAAGAAAAGACAAUAAGUCUCAAAAUAUAUAAUUACCCGGUAAUGAAUUUUAAAUUAAGAUAUUAUUUAAAUGAUCAAAAAGUAUAUUGAAGUAAAAGUCGGAGUAUAUACUGUGUGAUGGCUAUAGGAGUAAUAUAUUUUUAAGGAUAUAUUUUUUGAAAUAUACAAUAUGAAAUUUACAUGGCCUGCUGUCUGAUUGAAUAAGAACAGCCAGUUAACUUGUGCCAUAGAUUUGUUUAGGUAUUUAAAUAUGCAACAAAUAGACUUUACAUACCAUAUUUAAUCUUACUAACAUUCAAAAUUGAAUUUGAAAGUAUAAGUAUAUAAGGUAUAAUGCAUGGUUUUAAGCUAUAAUCCCUCAGGAUUUAAAUGCCUUUUAAGAAAAAAAUCAUUUAAAAAGAACUCCUUUUAUUUUGGAAGACAGUUAUUAACAGAA
This is a messenger RNA of Mizuhopecten yessoensis (Yesso scallop), 6471 nucleotides long. Its product is annotated as unconventional myosin-Ie-like. The transcript has 30 exons. Gene Ontology annotation, biological process: actin filament organization; vesicle transport along actin filament. The record is from RefSeq and is a predicted model, not a curated record. NCBI's taxonomy places the organism in Eukaryota, Metazoa, Mollusca, Bivalvia, Pectinida, Pectinidae. Gene Ontology annotation, molecular function: actin filament binding; microfilament motor activity; ATP binding. The coding region runs from base 122 to 3460 and encodes 1112 amino acids. Gene Ontology annotation, cellular component: plasma membrane; vesicle; cytoplasm.